GUGCAAGAUGCCUUCAUGACUUACACAGUGAUGACUUACACAGUAUAUGAUGACAUCAUCACCAGUAAGCUCAUCCAAGAGGCCUGCAAGGUUCUUGGUGUCUCCAUGGAAGCCAUUCUGAAACUCUUUGGGGAAUACUUCUUUAAAUCCUGCAAGAUGUCUGGCGAUGACAGGAUGUUAUGGACACUGGGAGGAAAUCUCACGGAGUUUACUGAAAACCUAGAUGCCCUCCAGAAUUACCUGGCGCUCUCUUAUCAGGAGAUGAAUGCACCAUCGUUUUGUGUGGAGAGAGGAGCAGAUGGGAAGAUGCUUCUCCAUUACUACUCUGAUAGAAGUGGUCUGUGCCACAUUGUACCAGGUAUCAUUGAGGCUGUGGCCAAAGACUUCUUUGACAUUGACGUGACCAUGGAUAUCCUUGACGUAAAUCAAGAGGAGAGGACAGGGAAGAAGGAGCAUGUUGUGUUUCUGAUCGUGCAGAAGUCGCACAGACAGAUGAGAAGGGCAAAGCCAAAGGGAUCACAAGACACUCAGGACAGCCAGAGAGACCAAGAGGCCCUGGAGGCAGCUUUCUUUAGGAUGAAAGAGAAAUAUUUGAGUGUCUGUCCCAUGAAAAAGUCCAGCUGGGAAGUUGUGAGAAGCAUAGUCAUGUUUGGAAAAGGGCAUCUCAGGGACACCUUUGAACCAAUUUAUCCCGAGUGGCUCUGGAUUGAAGAGAAGACAUUCUGCAAUGCUCUUCCUUUCCAUGUGGUGUUUGAUGAAUCACUGCGGGUCAAACAAGCUGGAGUGAACAUUCAGAAGUACGUCCCAGGACUCCAAACCCAGAAGAUUCGAUUAGAUAAGUACUUCUCCAUCGUCCAUCCCCAGGUUACCUUCAACCUUUUCAGCAUCUGCAAAUUUAUCAAAUUUGUCCUGAAGACGCAAAGGGAGAUGAUGCCUGCAAAGCCUUGCCUGAGAAGUCAGCCCACCCUCAAACUCCGAGGCCAGGUGAUCUGGAUGGAGUCCACGUGGUGCAUGAUAUACGUGUGCUCCCCUAAGCUCCGCAGCCUGCAUGAGCUGGAGGAGCGCCAGAUGCACCUUUCCGCCAUCGCCCCCCAUGAUACCACCAGGGACCUCAUCCUCCUGAACCAGCGGCGCCUGGAGGAGAUUGAGCUGUCCAACCAGCUGGAGAGGAAGGAGGAGGAGCUGCGGGUCCUCUCCAAGCACUUGGCCAUCGAAAAGAAGAAAACGGAGACCUUGCUGUACGCCAUGGUGCCUGAGUACGUGGCCAGCCAGCUGAAGGAAGGCAGAAAGGUCGCCUCAGGAGAAUUUAAAACCUGCACAAGCCUCUUCAGCGACGUGGUGACAUUUACGAACAUCUGUGCUGCCUGCGAACCUAUCCAGAUAGUGAAUAUGCUGAAUUUAAUGUACUCCAAGUUCGACAGGUUAACCAGUGUCCACGAUGUCUACAAAGUGGAAACAAUAGGAGAUGCUUAUAUGGUGGUAGGGGGUGUACCAGUGCCUAUUGGAAGCCAUGCUCAAAGAAUAGCUAACUUUGCCUUGGGGAUGAGAAUUUCUGCAGAAGAAGUGAUGAACCCUGUUACUGGAGAACCCAUCCAGAUCAGAGUGGGCAUCCUUACGGCACCAGUCUUGGCAGGUGUCAUGGGGGACAAGAUACCGUGGUACUGCUUGUUUGGUGACACUGUGAAUACAGUCUGUAGGAUGGAAAGUCACGGGCUUCCCAACAAAGUGCAUCUUAGCCCCACAGCCUACAGAGCCCUGGAUAAUCAAGGUUUUGAAAUAAUUGAGAGGGGUGAAAUUGAAGUGAAAGGGAAAGGGAAAAUGACCACAUACUUUCUGAUCGGGAACUUGAAUGCCUCAGAGGAUGAGAUCAUGGGGAGACCUCAAACUCGGCUUGAUCCUGAGGGUUCUUCCCUGUCCAAGAAGAGGCUUUUCCCUCAGCCUCUCCUGCAGCUGCGGGAGGAUUUCGCAGCCUCCAUUUGCUCCUCAGCCUCCAGGGAGGCUCCAGACAGGCUUUCUUCACACACUGGAAACUUCCACCUUCCUCAUUGUCUGUUGGCUUUGAAAACAGGGAAGAAAGACAAAAUCUGUGACUCACCUGGCUCCGGGUCCAAGGGGUCCGAGAAUGUGACCCAUGAGCCUCCAGGGGCCACGGCACAUUCCCCCACGCGGCCGGGUCAGCCUCUCAGAGCCCGGGAUGGAGGCGGGGAAAGUCAGCGCUCUUCCCAAGCUGCGUCCUCCCUCAGGUCAUCCCUGGGGGACGCCCGCGGGCUCUGGGUGACUCGAAGAGGCCUGGGAGGCCCAGGGGUUGAACUGAGGGGAGCCGGGUGCGCCCUGGGGGCGGGGCUUGGGCAGUGCUCUUCCCGGCCCUCCGUGCCCUGCGCGGGGAGCGCCCGGGGCUGCUGCCUUCAGAGGCAUUUAGCAAGACCCCGCCGCGGCGCCCGCUCAGAGGCCUUCCCCUCGUGCUUUUCUUGCAGAAGCGAGUGCUCAGGGACGUCGAGACAGCAGAACUCUGGCCGUCACGAGGUCCGCAGACAGCUAGCGCUGCUCCCCAAGAGCGAAACAGCCCGUGGUGAGUAG
Messenger RNA from Eubalaena glacialis (North Atlantic right whale), 2577 nucleotides. RefSeq names its product guanylate cyclase soluble subunit beta-2-like. Gene Ontology annotation, biological process: cGMP biosynthetic process; response to oxygen levels. Gene Ontology annotation, molecular function: heme binding; guanylate cyclase activity. The record is from RefSeq and is a predicted model, not a curated record. Lineage: Eukaryota; Metazoa; Chordata; Mammalia; Artiodactyla; Balaenidae. Gene Ontology annotation, cellular component: guanylate cyclase complex, soluble.